AGUGGAGAAAUCCAAUUCUAGAACUUAAUAUUAAACCUAAACCCAAACCUAAUUGGUCUCGUAAAACCCACUUUGAUCCGGAGAACCCGCGGGACGGGACGACAAUAAAUUGUCAUCCUGCUCCCGUCUCCCUUGUAUUUCUUUCAACAAAGGCGCCCACUUUGAUCGUAUCGUGUUCUUGGCGAUGGCUUUGAAGUUCCUGAACAAAAAGGGAUGGCACACAGGGAGCCUCCGAAACAUAGAGAACGUGUGGAAAGCAGAGCAGAAGCACGAGGCCGAACAGAAGAAAUCGGAGGAGCUCCGCAAGCAGAUCCAGGAAGAGAGGGAACGCUCUGAGUUUCGUCUGCUCCAGCAACAAGCUGGCCUUGUCCCCACGCAAGAGAGGUUGGAUUUUCUGUACGAUUCUGGAUUAGCUGUAGGAAAGGGCAGCAGUUCCGAUGGAUUCAGGGCACUUGAGCUUGAAUCCUUCCCGAAGACCAAGUCUGAUCCUCAUACACCUUCCUCCUCUUCUUCUACCAAGCAGCAGCCUUCCGUGCCAGGAGCGUUGUUUGAUGAGAAGCCUCAUUCCUCAAAUGAUGCGUGGAGGAAACUCCAUUCUGAUCCUUUGCUUUUGAUUCGGCAGCGAGAGCAAGAAGCCCUAGCUCGUGUAAAGAAUAACCCCAUCCAGAUGGCCAUGAUUCGCAAAUCUGUGGAAGCAAAGAAGCACAAGGAAAAGAUUUGUGGGAGUAAAAAAUCCCAAGAUAAGCAUCACCGCAAGAAGUCAAAUCAUCAGAAACAUUCAUCACCUGGGCGCGACCUGGAUUCAGAAAAUGCUUCAGUUGAAAGGGAAGAAAGAAGGUACAGCAAUUGCAAUAGCUCAAAAUAUGAGCGCUCGGACAAGGUAGCUCCGUGGCUGGAAAGAGAAUUAAAUGAAAGGAAUACUGAAAGAAAGAGGAAUCUUGACGAGGAUAUAGAGCCCAAAAGGCACCCAGCUACUUCAAAGUCAGGCUCAGCAGCUAAAACUGGUGAAACUCAGGAUGGAAGCAAGAGGAAUUCUGACAAAUCAAAACGUAAAAAAGAUUAUUUGGAAGGCCAUUUGGAUACAGAUUCUGGUGGAAAGGGGAAGAAAGACCACCGUUCUUGUCAAGAAAGGCGGGAAUCUCAUCGUAGACACUGGCUUACUCCUUUCAAACUUUCUGAAGAAGAGAGAGCUGCUAGGUUGCAGGAGAUGCAAGUGGAUGCCAAGUUACAUGAAGACCAAAGAUGGAAACGUCUGAAGCAGGCUGAUGAAAAUGAUGCGCGGGAAGCUACCAGUUCGAGCAUGUAUAGUGGUAAGAACUUCUUGCAUGCUUCCCAAAGAAGCGUGUAUGGGGCUGAGAAUGGAGGAAGCUCCACCAUAGAGGAGAGCGUUCGCCGCCGGACACAUUAUUCACAGAGGAGGUCAGAAGCAAGUGAAGGCAAUGCCUUCCGCCGAUGAGGCACUACGCUAGUUUUCCUUCGAGGAUUUUUUUUCUUGUGCGACUCUCUAAUACUGGAAGCAUGUACCAAGCCUAAAAUUUGCCUGUACUGUAUUCUAGUCGGCUGCAAGGAGAGCUAAAAUUAGUUAAAAACUGGUGCUCAUAAGGGAAAGUUAGUUUAUGUACCCUUCACUUGCUGACAAGACGGGAAAGACCCGACUGUGGUACUCUAUCAAGGCUGUCCUCCUCGAAAUUAUUUUCCUUUUAUUGUCA
Diospyros lotus (date-plum) is the source of this 1709-nucleotide messenger RNA. RefSeq lists its product as uncharacterized. The record is from RefSeq and is a predicted model, not a curated record. Gene Ontology annotation, cellular component: U2-type spliceosomal complex. Lineage: Eukaryota; Viridiplantae; Streptophyta; Magnoliopsida; Ericales; Ebenaceae. The coding region runs from base 185 to 1456 and encodes 423 amino acids. The transcript is spliced from 3 exons. Gene Ontology annotation, biological process: mRNA splicing, via spliceosome.